GCCUCUGACUGCGGCGGCGGCGGCGGCUCGCGGGGCUCGGCUCAGCUGGCUCGGCUCGCACGGCGGGGCGAUGUGUGAGUGCCAUGGCGAGGAGUCUCUGUGCGGGGGCCUGGCUCAGGAAACCCUACUACCUCCAGGCUCGCUUUUCAUACAUGCGGAUGAAAUACCUUUUCUUUUCCUGGCUGGCAGUAUUUAUUGGAAGUUGGAUUAUAUAUGGCCAAUAUUCUACUUAUACAGAGCUAUGCAGAGGGCAGGACUGUAAGAAAAUAAUAUGUGAUAAAUACAAGACCGGAGUCAUCGAUGGACCUGCAUGUAGUAGCCUUUGUGCUAAAGAAACUCUUUAUUUUGGAAAAUGUUUAUCUACUAAACCCAACAACCAGAUGUAUUUAGGCGUUUGGGGAAAUCUGCAGGGCGUUGUCAAGUGUCAGAUGGAACAAGCCCCUCACCUUGAUUUCGGGACCGAGUUGGAACCAAGAAAAGAAGUUGUUUUAUUUGAGAAGCCGACUCGGGGAACAACAGUCCAGAAAUUCAAAGAAAUGGUGUAUAGUCUCUUUAAAGCCAAGUUGGGUGACCAAGGAAAUCUUUCGGAGCUGGUCAAUCUCAUCCUCUCAGUGGCCGACGGAAACAAAGAUGGCCGAGUUUCCCUGCCCGAAGCCAAGUCCGCCUGGGCCCUUCUUCAGCUCAAUGAGUUCCUGCUCAUGGUCAUCCUUCAGGACAAAGAGCACACACCAAAGCUAAUGGGCUUCUGUGGAGAUCUCUACAUGAUGGAAAGAGUGGACUACACCUCUCUUUAUGGAAUAAGCCUUCCCUGGGUAAUUGAACUUUUCAUUCCCUCUGGUUUCAGGAGAACCCUGGAUCAACUGUUCACACCCUCAUGGCCUAGGAAGGCUAAAAUAGCCAUAGGACUUCUAGAAUUUGUAGAAGACGUUUUUCACGGUCCCUACGGAAACUUCCUCAUGUGUGACACGAGUGCCAAAAACUUGGGAUAUAAUGAUAAGUAUGAUUUGAAAAUGGUGGACAUGAGAAAAAUCGUGCCAGAAAUGAAUCUCAAAGAGUUAAUUAAAGAUCGUCACUGUGAAUCUGACCUGGACUGUGUUUACGGUGCAGAUUGUAGAACUAGCUGUGACCGGAGCAGGAUGAAGUGCACUUCAGAAGUGAUCCAGCCCAACCUGGCCAAGGCUUGCGCCUUGCUCAAAGACUACCUGCUGCGUGGGGCGCCCGCAGAGAUCCGGGAAGAGCUGGAGAAGCAGCUCCAAUCCUGUGUUGCCCUCACGGUCACAGCGAAUCAGAUGGAAAUGGAGCAUUCUUUGAUAUUAAAUAACCUAAAGACAUUACUGUGGAAGAAAAUUUCUCAUACAAAUGACUCCUAGUCAACGUCAGACAUGGGAAACUUGCCCCUUUAAGUCAUCUUGACCAUUAAAAAGGAGCCCCUUCCCCAUCAAAGUCCCUUUAAACCCCCCUUCCCAGAAAUUCAACAUCCUGUGCCCAAUCCCCUCGCGACCCUUUCCGAAGGUUUAGUGGAGAUCAGAGCCAUGUCUCUAAGCCACUGUCAGCAGAUGAGGGUCUUCUACUUGUAUAGUUUACAAAAUUUUACACAAGUCGCUACUUUUUCUAACAGUCCUGCAAAGGGAUGUGGGGCACAAUGAUUCCCAUUGUAUGUUCAGGAAACUGAGGCCGACUGCUGCUAGUGAGUGGCAGCCAGGAUUCUGAGUCCCAGCUUCAGCUUCUAAGUCCCUGGCCCCUUCAUGGUACCAGAAAAGUUAGGAGAUGUGAAUACAAGAACCUCUGGUCUGUUUCUCAGACACUUACUUGUUCUUCACUCCUAAUGCUGUGAAAAUCCUCAUUACAUGUGAAUACCCAUGUUAAUGACAAUGGUUUUUGCAAGUAAUUCUUUGUUAGCCAAGAGGCCACUGCUGGAAAUGUGGUCAAAUCCAAGCUGCUGUUUUAAAAAUUAAUUUAACUUUCACAUAGUUUACUAAUAUUUCAGCAUGGCAGAAUUUGCACAUUAAUGGGAAAUUUAAAUUGCUAAGCAGAUAAAUUAAAUUCUUUGAUAUAAACAGGUAAUGGGACUUGUUUUUUUACAUUCUUACCUCAUUCAGAUCUUGAACGCUACACUUUUGUUCUAGUAAAUUAUGGAUAUUUCCUCUAGCUCUACAUCAGAACUUUGGGGAAACUGGAAAUUUUUUAAAAAAAACUACCAAUACACAAGUUAUUAGUCUAUUUUUUACAUGAGUAAAUUACAAAGCAUUAGAAAUGGAAUGUUAUAUAAAAGGGCCCAAAUUGAAACUGUCUUAAAAUCCUGCUCUCCCACAAUUCUAAAAGGUCUCUUCCUCACAAGCUCUGGGCAUUCAGCAUUUGCAGUCCGAGUGAGAUGCCUCCAAACCAGGUACUAGAUACAGAAUAUGCAUAGGAAAGUUGUCAUAUUUGACCCCCCCCUCCCAUAUAAGUAAAUGGCCAACUGACCUGAUCAAAACACUUUUAAAAGGUAAAGAACCAGUUGAGGUGCAAAGUCUCGAUUCUACCCAUUUUCUUGUUUGAGCUGUGGCAGACAUGGAAUUAAUCACAAAAUCUUAAUAAGGUCUUCAGGUUAUCAACUGAAAAGUACUAAGGUAUCUUGUGUCCCCAAAUGGCACCCCACACAUCAAGUCUAUGGGUAUGCACACUGAAAGCCUUCCUUCAUCCAUCUUUCUAUGUACUCAGGACAAAAAGAUUAAGCAGCAAAGUAGAUCCCGAGUGCAUCUGACCUGUACAUACUUUGUUCUGGCAUGCAUUUUCAAACCUUGCGCACAAUGACAAUCUUUUUUGAUGUCUCCAUAAAGUACAAUGUUCUACUUUUGGAGGAAGAGCCAAUGUUUG
This is a messenger RNA of Sarcophilus harrisii (Tasmanian devil), 2856 nucleotides long. It is a transcript of the gene DIPK1A, whose product is annotated as divergent protein kinase domain 1A. The coding region runs from base 84 to 1370 and encodes 428 amino acids. The record is from RefSeq and is a predicted model, not a curated record. The transcript has 5 exons. NCBI's taxonomy places the organism in Eukaryota, Metazoa, Chordata, Mammalia, Dasyuromorphia, Dasyuridae.